Castor canadensis (American beaver) is the source of this 358-nucleotide messenger RNA. RefSeq names its product lymphotactin-like. Gene Ontology annotation, molecular function: chemokine activity; CCR chemokine receptor binding. Gene Ontology annotation, cellular component: extracellular region. The record is from RefSeq and is a predicted model, not a curated record. Gene Ontology annotation, biological process: positive regulation of GTPase activity; chemokine-mediated signaling pathway; positive regulation of cell migration. Lineage: Eukaryota; Metazoa; Chordata; Mammalia; Rodentia; Castoridae.
CAGCAGGACCUCAGCCAUGAGACUUCUCCUGACCUUCCUGGCCAUCUGCUGUCUCACCUCAUGCAUUGUAGAAGGUGUGGGAAAUGAAGUCCCAGAAAAAAGUAUCUGUGUGAGUCUAACAACUCAGAGACUUCCAGUCAACAGAAUCAAGACAUACACCAUCAAGGAGGGCUCCAUGAAAGCAGUAAUUUUUAUUACCAGACGUGGCCUAAAAGUAUGUGCUGACCCUCAAGCCAACUGGGUGAAAGCAGCAGUCAAAAGCGUGGAUUUCAGGUCCACCACCAGAAAGAACAUGAUCCAGACCAAUCCUACAGGAGCCCAACAGGCCACCAAUCCAACUAUGACCCUGUCUGGGUAG